CCCCGCUCCCGCCGGCCCCGGCCCACGCAACGCGGCGGCGGCGGUGAGAGGGGGCGGCCCGGAGGGACCGCUUGGUUACUCGGGACGCCGCAGGUGGGCAAGUGCCUUCUUGUUGUGUGGUGAAAGCAGCACACAAUGGCUUACAGCGUGACUCUGAACGGACCUGGACCGUGGGGCUUCCGACUGCAAGGGGGCAAGGACUUCAACAUGCCCUUGACCAUCUCCAGAAUUACCCCUGGCAGCAAGGCAGCACAGUCACAGAUGAACCAGGGGGACCUUGUGGUGGCCAUUGAUGGAGUCAACACUGACAGCAUGACCCACCUUGAGGCCCAGAACAAGAUCAAAUCAGCCAGCCACAACCUGAGCCUCACUCUUCAAAAAUCUAAACGUCCAGUGCCAGUUUCAACCACAGCUCCCAGAAUUGACUCUCCUCGGGCUGUAAUCCCCCACCAGAAGGAACCUGCUUGGGAAAUCAAUGGCAACAGAACAACCUUCAGCCCUCUAACUAACACGGCGACUGGGCCUGUGGGUAGUGGUUUAGCAACCAAUGGAACGUUUUCAGGCUACCUCAACCAGCAAGAGAUCAGCUUUUCAAAUAGUUCUUCCUACUCAAAGACUACCACAGUUAGAUCUUCCAUGUCCUCUCAGUCUGUGACUCCUGACAUUUCACCUGCAAAGAGUACUCUAGGUUCCAAACCAAGCCCUGUGCUGGCUGGUGGCAAUAGCCCUGCACACCAGCUGAGCCCUGCAAGGCAGUAUAACAACCCCAUUGGCCUUUACUCAGCAGAGACUCUCAGGGAAAUGGCUGAGAUGCAUAAAUUAAGUCUCAACCGAAGGGCUUCAGAAGGUGGACUUCCUAGAGGUACCCUCCCUCUUAAAGACCCUCACGUAGACAGUGCCUCCCCGGUGUAUCAGGCUGUGCUGAAAACUCAGAACAAGCCUGAGGAUGAGAGCGAGGACUGGAGCCGCCGCUCUGCCAACCUGCAGUCCAAGUCCUUCCGCAUCCUUGCCCAGAUGACUGGAACGGAGUACAUGCAAGAUCCAGAUGAAGAAGCCCUGAGGAGGUCAAGAGACAAGGAAAAUGUUGCAGCAGCAUCAGAAAACAGUCUAAUUAGUACCCCUGUCGAGCAUGCUCCGGUGUCUACCAGUUCUGCUGCUCCUGCACCACAUGCUUCAGCACCUCAGCCUGCUGCUGCUGCUCAAAAUCCAGCCAGCCUGAUGACACCACCAGCAAGCACCUCAGUAGUGCAGGAGUCGUUCUCCUCCUCCUUCCAAAGUUUCAACCGGCAUUCUUCCACCUCCAUCAGCUACCAGUCACAGAAGAGAAACACAAGCCAGUCAUAUACACCAAUACCAGUUUCUGGAAGCUACGGUGAAAGUCCUGCUGCUUCUGGUACUUCAAAACCAAGAGUUGUUACUACUGCCAGCAUAAAGCCCUCUGUCUACCAGCCAGCACCAGCACCAGCACCAGUUCAUUCCUACACCCCAGCCAACACGGAGCCUGCAAGUCGCCCUCCCUGGGUAACAGAUGACUCCUUUUCCCAGAAAUUUGCACCUGGAAAAUCCACCACCACUGUCACAAAGCACAUCCUACCAAGGGGUGCUCCAGUGCCAUCUCCUGCCUCAACCUGUGCUUACCCAUCUCCAGUUCCAACUUCUUCCCAGCCUCCAAUAGCCCGGGGAACAGUUCAGAGGGCUGAGCGUUUCCCAGCCAGCAGCCGAACUCCUCUCUGUGGGCACUGCAACAGCAUCAUUCGAGGUCCUUUCCUGGUAGCCAUGGGUCGCUCUUGGCACCCAGAAGAAUUCAACUGUGCUUACUGCAAGACAUCCUUGGCUGAUAUGUGCUUUGUGGAGGAGCAGAAUAGUGUGUACUGUGAGCGCUGCUAUGAACAGUUCUUUGCACCAACCUGUUCCAGGUGCCACACUAAGAUCAUGGGGGAAGUGAUGCAUGCCCUAAGACAGACUUGGCACACAAGUUGCUUUGUCUGUGCUGCUUGUAAGAUGCCAUUUGGGAAUAGCCUGUUUCAUAUGGAGGAUGGGGAACCUUACUGUGAGAAAGAUUAUAUUGCUUUGUUCAGCACAAAAUGCCAUGGCUGUGAUUAUCCUGUUGAAGCUGGAGACAAAUUCAUUGAAGCUCUUGGACAUACUUGGCAUGAUACUUGCUUCAUUUGUGCUGUAUGCCACGUGAAUUUGGAAGGUCAGCCAUUCUACUCCAAGAAGGAUAAGCCACUGUGCAAGAAGCAUGCCCAUGCCAUCAAUGUUUAAAAGAAGAGUUGGUAGUCAGUAAUGCUGGGGUAAAACAGAUGACUAACUGGGCAAUCAUAAAGUUGAUAACCAUGGCUAGCAUUUCCCUUGGUAAAAGCUAGGCAGUUGGUACUUCAGAAGUUUAACUUUAUCCUCUUUCGUAAAUGCAGAACGUGCUUUUUUUGCAAGGUUCAUAUGAAAACCUACUGAAUGAACAGUCAGAACCAAAUGAACCAAUGAACUAGUCCAUUAUUAAAGCAGCAGUUGGGGAAAAUUUUGAAAUAAACCGAAAACCUUAAUAUAAAAAGUAAUGUGCAAAUACAGUUUCAAAUGAACUACCCACAGCAGUUUUUACUGCUUAGACCACACACUGGUGUUUAAAAACAACUGGAAAAAUCCUUUUGUAGUAAGUCAUUUUCUUUCACAGCAAGAAUGAGUAAGUGCCAUAUGUACAGUCAUCUGUAGAACCAAAGGCCAUAGCUUUCAAAGGGAAAUAAAUAGAUUAGGGCUUCCUCUAUGAAAGUGAGUGCUAUUCCAUUAUGUUGUGGUGCUACCUCAUAGCAUCAGAUAUUUUAGAUUCUUUCCAAAUAACGUCUGCCUUGAAUCUGGAUGUAGCUGGGAAGCCUAGGUGACAAUCCAUAACAGUUUGAAAAUGAAGUGGAAACAGAAUAACACCUCCCAUAACCCAGUAAGAUUGAGAAAAGCAUGCUGGGUCAGCCUUGCCAGGGCACUUGGCUUAUAUGUGUACAGUAGAUCAGUUCACUUUCAAAUCAUAAUGGAAAAGGGACAACUGGCUUUCUCCAAAUUGCUCUGACAUUGAAUGGAAUAGAGCUAUCUGGAAAGGCCAACUUUUAAUUUGAAAUCAGUUUUCCUUUCCUCUUGAGGAAAAAAAAAUUCAAAGUCUCUUUGGUUUCUAAUUCCCAGUGAUACCAGAGGGAGGUAGAAAUCUACAUCUGGACCUUCACAUUGAUGAAUACAGAAGAAACACAUCCAUCUAGCACAGCCAGGAAGUGGAAGAUUCCCUAUUCUAUCUCACAUAAUUAGGAAAAAGGCGGGUUUUUUUCCUAUAGUAAAUUAACAUUGAUUAAAAAUUCAUAAGGCAGCAGGCACACGCUCUCUAUUACUUUCCUUAGUUUAAAUGCAACACAUCAUUAAUUGUAGCAGUAUUUGCCAUUGUAAAACAGUAGUUAGGUUCUGACAAUUAGGAUAACCAUACAGUCACCUUUUCUAAGAACCAUACAGUCAUCUUUCUUCUAAUAUUUUAAGAACAACUUUCAAGUUGCUCAAACAGUUAUUUAUAGAACAUUUUUUUGGAUUUUUUUCAAAUGAGCAAAACUUGUAGUACUGAUAAUACUUCUGAAUUUUUAAAUAGCAAUUACUUUUAUACUGGAGACAGCAGUUCUGUCUGAUGGAGUUAAGAUGGAAAGUCUGAUCACUAUUCAAGUUUUAUUAACUCGUUUAAGUGAGAAUUAUGAUGUGUGUGUUGACAGCUUGCAGUACUGACAGUUUGGAAUUAGUAUUUCUGAGGCUGAGGAUGCAUUCUGUGGGCCACAUGCUGGUGCCAUCUGCACCUAUUUUACCUUGUGCUUUGAGCAACAAAAAA
Neopelma chrysocephalum (saffron-crested tyrant-manakin) is the source of this 3847-nucleotide messenger RNA. It is a transcript of the gene LDB3, whose product is annotated as LIM domain binding 3. NCBI's taxonomy places the organism in Eukaryota, Metazoa, Chordata, Aves, Passeriformes, Pipridae. The coding region runs from base 136 to 2265 and encodes 709 amino acids. Gene Ontology annotation, biological process: muscle structure development; heart development; actin cytoskeleton organization. Gene Ontology annotation, molecular function: muscle alpha-actinin binding; actin binding. The record is from RefSeq and is a predicted model, not a curated record. The transcript is spliced from 16 exons. Gene Ontology annotation, cellular component: filamentous actin; adherens junction; Z disc.